CAAGUAUCGAAUCGUAAAUUGAAUAUAUUAUUUCAUGAACAGCGAAAAAGUUUACUGAGAAUUGGAAUCAACUUUAAUUGUUUUGGUGUUUUCGCCGGUUAUUGUUGUCGUAUUAUUGACAAUUAAGAAGAUGAUGAUAAGGGAAGAUAAUAGUAGGGAGAUCAAGGAGAAGCUCUCAAGAUGAUAUCUUGAGUUUCUCUCUACUUGAUAUGCGAAUCAAGGGAAAUCUUAAUUCUCUUAAAUUCUGAUGUGUGUUUUUAUUUCAAUCGACUGAGCAAAAUCUCCUCUUUCAUUUGUCUUCCUUUUCCCUAAUAUUAAAUUCAUCCUCUCUCUCUCUCUCUCUCUCUCUCUCUCUCUCUCUCACUAUCUGUGCUUUAUCAUCAUCAUGAUUCGUGAGUCUCAUUCUAAACCUGAAUCCAUAAAAACCACUUCAAUACCUAAAGAAAGUAUAAGAUAGAAAAUAUUAAAACUCGAUUGUUGAUAAAUCUUAUUUUCUCUCUCAGUUAACUUUUUAUUGUCAACAUUUUAUAUCCACCUCAUGAUCUAAAGCAACAAUCAAUUCACAAUUUAAGUUAAUCAGUCAUUAAAAGAGUAAAAACAUAACCAACAAUAUUUGAUAUUCUUUGAUUGUUCAUCUGAAAGUUACUCCAACUAAUAUACUAAAUGAAUUUCUAUCUAUUCUAAUUCAGUUUAAUAACACUAAUUGUUGUGAUCGAAACGAGAUUAACAGUUAUAAUAAGGAAUAAAUUUUUUCUCCUUUUUGUUUGGUUAACUGUUUUUUUCCAAUCUAAUCAAUGAAAAAGUGAUCACCUUUUCCCACCAUCGGCCAUUCAACGUUCUAACCCUUUUUGUCAACCCACCCGGAGGAGAUUUACCCUCCUCGGUGUGAUCAUCUCUAUUUCCCUCUUGACCGUUUGUCCAAAGGCCAAUAAUGUCUAUCUGUAAGCCCAAUGUUCAUCAGUACCGUGUGACCUUAAGCAAUUUAUCGUGUAUCGAUGGGAUGUCAAUGACCAACAACGGAAGUCGUAAAGAUGCCACUUUCUAUCUUGGCGAUGAAAACUGUCCACUAAAUAAAUCGGAUGAUAUUGAGACGACCAUUCAAAUGAAACCUUCUUCCAGAGGUUCACCUUCAACCACAGGAACCGGAACUAUACCCUUGUCGAAUGAUUAUUCUGGCCGUCCACCGUUAUACUCAGAGUUAAAUAGGUCAACAGUUGGUCGGGGUAUCAUUAACUGUACAUCGGGUGCUUCUUUUGGUGUUUCUAGUGUUAAUAAUGGUGGUGGUGGUCCAGGGAGUACUGCAGGUACUUGUAUCACCAAUGGUGGUGGUGAAGGAGGAGGAGGAGGAAGAGGAGGAAGUGGGGGUAAUGGCGGUGGUGCUCAUAAUCGAAAGUAUCGACCUCGAACUGUUCAUUCGUCUCGAUACAAAAAUCACUCAGAUGCCUUUGAUGGCCUGGUUUUCGUUCUAAGUGCCAUUUACUCUAAAAUUAUCGUCAUCAUUGGUCUUUGUUUCCCAAUGGCGGAGGUCAUCUCACAUCGAAUACCCAUCGGUUGGUAUGAAGGUUUCUACCUUUACCUUUAUCUUGGUUCGAUUUUAUUUCUCAUAUUGAUCUAUCUGUUCCGGGAAACGGGUAAACGGAAAAAGUCAUCACUCAUGAUUCGAGCGAAAACUUUUUUCCUCUGGUCAAAUGUUGAAUCUGGAAUCGACGGUGGUACCGAUGGAAGUGGACGCUCACACGGAGGACGUCGAGGUGAAACCAAAUUACAAUCAAGUUCAACAAACAGUUCACUUUCUGAGGAUGAAAUUUCGGGUCCAGUUCAUUUUGGCUCCUUUUAUUUACGACUUGGAGCCGUUGCUUUUGGAAUUGGAUCAAUGAUCUAUUCAGGCCUCGAGUUUGGACAAUAUUUCGAACUCGAAUCCAAGGAACAGUGUUACAGUUUCCUCUAUGGAUUCACCCCCACGGCCCAUAUGACCUUUACCUUUUUUCAACUUUACUUUAUUUUCAUGAACUCAAAAAAUUUCAUCUCCAAACACAAUUACAUCGCUCGAUUUGGAUUAAUGCAUAUGAUUGCCACUAAUCUUUGUGUUUGGCUUCAUGUUUUAAUCCAAGAAACGAAACAUCAAAUAAUGAUUAUCCUUAAUCCGAAUGCCACUUCGAGAGAGAUAUUUUUACCUGAUUAUGAAUUAACAAGCUUUGGUUUCGCAAUGGAUGAAGAUAAACAUAAUCCUUUCCUGUCGACUGAUGGUUCUUUCUCAACAUUUCCAGGAUCAUCAUUACCCUCAUCAUCUUCAUCUUCAUCUUCAUCCUCAUCUCAUUCAUCUUCAUCACUAAUCAAUUCACUUGGUGAAGAUAUAUUAUCUUCGGCAUCAUCCUAUUCAUCCUCUUAUCCCUCAUCCUCAUCCUCUCCAUCCUCAUCAUUACCUUCAUCAGUUAUUCAUCACAUAUCCCGUCGUAGUAUCGAUGAUCAUGAAAUUUUCACCACUCACGGGGUUUGCCGCCGAUCCAAUGUCAUCGGUGAAUUAGUCCAAGAUGCCAGCCAAUUCCUGUUCCCCUGUACCAUUGAGUAUUCACUGAUCUGUGCCGCCAUUUUGUACAUCAUGUGGAAACACACCGACUCGGCCAGUUUGAACACUGAUCGACUUAGACACCGAAGUGCCCAAAGUACAUCAACAGUUAAUCAUCAUCAACGUCAUUAUUAUCAGGUCGAUUGUGCUAAGGCUCAUAAAGGUUUAUUCUGUGGCAUUUUCCUACUCGUUGUUUGUAUUAUAUCGUUAAUUUUGUUUUUCGUGUUAAUUAAGAAACCUAAUUAUCGACACUUGGGAGUCCUUCAAGCUCAUAUUGUUGAGAUAGGUGUUUAUGGGAUCAAUGCUGUCGCUUGUUUAAUUGCAAUAUUUCAGAUUCGUAAAUUAAAUUACAAUCGACAUCGUAACGUUGAAUUGGACAAUAUUCUGUUAAUUGUCGCCCAAAGUGGUCUUUACGUUUUUAACAUGUUCUCAUUGAUCGGUGCCCAAUUCUUGAAUACGAGUGUCAGUCGUAACACUCAACUGGUCAAGGUCAACGCUGUCGCUUGUUUGGUCCAGUCCACUUUACAAACGGUUUUCAUACUCGAUGCCACCCGAAGAUAUGCUUCCACUCCUGAACAAGUACGAAGAAAACCCGCUCGAGAGAUGAUCACCUUUCUGUUGGUUUGUAAUUUCGCGAUGUGGGCCAUAAAUACCCUCGAGACCCGUCGAGCUGAUUCAAAUCCCGUUCAAAUGACAUUCUAUGGUUUCUGGGCUUGGACCAUAAUCACUCAUGUGACGACACCUUUGACCAUUUUCUUUAGAUUUCAUUCAACUGUUUGUCUAUGUGAUAUUUGGAAACGAACCUACAAAGUUAAACAAGAAUUUAUAUAAAUUCUUAGUCAUAAAAUUAAAGAAAAAAAAAUGUUAAUUGUUAUAAUUAAAAUGUAAUUAAAGUAAAAAAAAAUCGAAAAUAAAUAAUUCGUAACAAAAGAAAA
Panonychus citri (citrus red mite) is the source of this 3501-nucleotide messenger RNA. RefSeq names its product proton channel OtopLc-like. Gene Ontology annotation, biological process: proton transmembrane transport. Gene Ontology annotation, cellular component: membrane. Gene Ontology annotation, molecular function: proton channel activity. The transcript is spliced from 6 exons. NCBI's taxonomy places the organism in Eukaryota, Metazoa, Arthropoda, Arachnida, Trombidiformes, Tetranychidae. The record is from RefSeq and is a predicted model, not a curated record. The coding region runs from base 932 to 3397 and encodes 821 amino acids.